GUCUCACUGAACCAUUAAGCUCUCUGAGCUUAAGCAGAUAAGAGGAACAACAACAGCAGCAAUUUACUGCAAAACUUUCUCUCCUUUCCCCCUCGACAGCCUCGUGUAAACCUAUUCCCACCUGGGAAAGGGCUCCCUACCUUUCCAAAGGGAGAAAGGAGAGACGCAGACUGCGGGAAGCCAGAGAUACAGAACUAAGAUGGAACUCCUGCCAUAUUUCUCCGUUGGAACCUGGGCUCUUCUGAUUCUGUUCUUUGGUCUCCUGAUGCUAUAUGGGAUCUGGCCUUAUGGCGUCUUCAAGAAACUGGGCAUUCCAGGACCAACACCUGUCCCUUUCUUUGGCACUGCUCACAACUAUCGCAAGGGAAUAACAAAGUUUGAUCAAGAAUGUUUUGAAAAAUAUGGAAACAUCUGGGGGAUUUAUGAUGGUCGGACUCCGGUGUUGGGUGUUACUGACGUUAACAUAAUUAAAGCUGUAUUGGUGAAAGAGUGCUACUCUAUUUUCACCAAUCGCCGGGUCUUUGGUCCAACUGGUAGACUGUCAGUUGCUAUUUCCAUAGCUGAAGAUGAACAGUGGAAGAGGAUUCGGACUGUGCUCUCACCAACCUUCACCAGUGGAAAGCUAAAGGAGAUGUUCCCCAUCAUUGAGCACCACGUGAAAGGCCUACUGAAAAAUGUUCAGGGGAAAGCCGAAAGGGAAGAGCCAGUGGACAUUAAAGAAGUAUUUGGAGCCUUCAGCAUGGAUGUCAUCACCAGUACCUCCUUUGGCAUUAACACCGAUUCUAUGAACAACCCUCACGAUCCCUUUGUCGAGGAGGCGAAGAAACUCGUGAAAUUUGAUUUGUUUUCUCCACUCUUCGUUCUGUUAUAUCUCUUUCCAUUCCUUUCUCCUGUUCUGGACAAGAUGCAUAUUACUCUUUUCCCCUACGGCGCAGUAGAGUUCUUUGCAAGGGCAGUAGCCAAAAUAAAGAAGGAACGUAAACAGGGGAGUGGAAAGGGCAGAGUGGAUUUCUUGCAACUGAUGAUCGACUCCCAAAAAUUGGACACCAAACAUGAGAGCAAUGGGGUGAAUCACUCCUAUAAAGCUUUGACUGAAGAUGAGAUUGUAGCACAAGCUAUUAUAUUCAUCUUUGCGGGAUACGAGGCCAUCAGCAAUAUCCUUUGUUACCUGGCUUAUGAGCUUGCCAUUCACCCUGACGUUCAGCAAAAGCUGCAGGACGAGAUUGACUCCGUACUGGCCAAUAAGACUCCACUCACCUACAACAACGUCAUGCAAAUGGAAUACCUUGACAUGGCAAUGAACGAACUCCUCCGGAUGUAUACAGUUGGUGGACGCAUCGAAAGGGUCUGUAAGGCAGAUGUGGUGAUCAGUGGUAUCACCAUUCCGAAGGGCACUGUGGUGAUGAUUCCACCUUACGUCCUGCAUUUCGACCCACAAUAUUGGCCAGAACCCAAAGAAUUUAGACCUGAGAGAUUCAGUAAAGAGAACAAGCAUAAAAUCAACCCCUACGUUUACAUGCCCUUUGGAGCUGGCCCCAGGAACUGCCUGGGGAUGCGGUUUGCUCUCCUGACCUUGAAGGUUGCUGUUGCCAGCCUGCUCCAGAACUUCAGCUUCAAGCCCUGCAAGGAAACACAGAUCCCUAUGGUGCUGGUGACAACAGGAUUGACUAGACCCGAAAAACCCAUCAUCCUGAAAUUAAUCCCCAGAGCCAGCCCUCCACAGUAACAGAGGUUUUCGAGUGGAGUUCCUAACAGCUCUUUAGGGAACAUUGUCUUAAUAAUAAUGUCAGGAAACCGGCUGCUAGCAAAUUGCCCGUUUUUGCUUGCUUGGGAGUAAUAAUAUAAUUGUUGGGCGUUAAUACACAGAAAGCCCCUUGCUCUUGCCAUGUGAAUACAUGAGCAUCUUAGGUUUCUUUCUUUCUUUUUUUUGAUAAAAAAGGUGGGUGCAAUAAUAUACCUUUUCUACUGUGAAUAUAUCUAGUGUGCACAGAUAAGCAGCUGGCGUUUCUCCCCCUCUUCUGAGGAACAAUUGAUAUUUCAUAGUUAUGAACUCAUUGUGCGGGGUCGGAACUUGGGCGAUGAGUCUGAUCUGCCUGUUCUGGAUGGGGCCACACUUCCCUGGAAGGAACAGGUAUGCAGUCUGGGAGGGCUUCUGGAUUCGAGCCUCUCCCCUGUGUCCCAGGUUGAGGCAGUGGCCAGAAGUGCCUUCUAUCAGCUUUGGCUGAUUCGCCAGCUGCAUCCGUUUCUUGAGAUAGACAACCUCAGAACAUUGGGUACAUAUGCUGGUAACCUCCAGACUGGAUUACUGCAAUGUACUCUAUGUGGGGCUGCCCUUGUAUGUAGUCCGGAAACUACAGUUGGUCCAGAAUGCGGCAGCCAGGUUGUUUUGACCUUUUCUGUUGUCAUUUAUUUUGCUUUGUUGUAAAUUGCCCAGAGACGCAAGUCUUGAAAAAAUAAUAAUGUGUUAAAUAAAAAUAAAUUAAAUAAAUUAAAUAAACCUAGCCAGUCAGCAGCAUUGGUACCCAAGAAAGGGCAAGAAUAUGAGGCUUUUAAUAAUUGACAACACAGAGCUGCAAUGCUUGGAGAAAAGCAGCUGGAAAAAUGGGUGAAAUUCAUUAAUAGCAAUAGCAAUAGCAAUAGCACUUACAUUUAUAUACCGCUCUAUAGCCAGAGCUCUCUAAGCGGUUUACAAUGAUGUAGCAUAUUGCCCCCAACAUUCUGGGUACUCAUUUUACCGACCUCGGAAGGAUGGAAGGCUGAGUCAACCUUGAGCCCCUGGUCAGGAUUGAACUUGUAACCUUCUGGUUACAGGGCGGCAGUUUUACCACUGCGCCACCAGGGGCUCAUUAAAGCAAUCUUCCUGUUCAAAUUCCUGGACAUUUCAUAUCUGGGGUGACAUUUUCCUACAUCCUGGAUAGGAUGUCUGAUUCCUAGACUGUCCAGGCUAAUACUGGACAUGUGGCAAUCCGAAGGAGACCCAGGUUCAAAUCCCUGCUCACUCAUGAAACUCACUAGGUGAUCUAGGGGCAGUCACAGUUUUCAAACUAACCUACCUCACAGGGUUGCUGUAAGGAUGCAAUGCAGAGGCAACUGCAUGCUGUCCUGAACUUAUUGGAGGAAGAGUGGGAUAAGAGUGGAAUGAAUUGAUUUCAGCAGAGCAUCUCUUAGCGGUUGCUAGUGUCUGCUUUGUGUUUCUUUUUAGACUGUGAGCCCUUUGAGGGCAGGGAACUAGCUUCCUUUUCCUUUUCUGCGUAAACUGCUUUGAGAACUUUUUGUUGCUGUUGGUGGAAAGCUGUAUAUAAAUAAUAGUAGUAGCAAAUACAGGUAGCUUAAUAUGUUCAAAGUAAUGUAAAUGUAUUAAACAUUAAUAAAAUGCCAUUUUAUACCA
This is a messenger RNA of Hemicordylus capensis (graceful crag lizard), 3388 nucleotides long. Its product is annotated as cytochrome P450 3A29-like. NCBI's taxonomy places the organism in Eukaryota, Metazoa, Chordata, Lepidosauria, Squamata, Cordylidae. Gene Ontology annotation, molecular function: testosterone 6-beta-hydroxylase activity; oxidoreductase activity, acting on paired donors, with incorporation or reduction of molecular oxygen, reduced flavin or flavoprotein as one donor, and incorporation of one atom of oxygen; heme binding. The record is from RefSeq and is a predicted model, not a curated record. Gene Ontology annotation, biological process: oxidative demethylation; steroid metabolic process. The transcript has 13 exons. The coding region runs from base 200 to 1726 and encodes 508 amino acids.